This is a messenger RNA of Anguilla anguilla (European eel), 1094 nucleotides long. RefSeq names its product RING finger protein 223. The coding region runs from base 284 to 835 and encodes 183 amino acids. Lineage: Eukaryota; Metazoa; Chordata; Actinopteri; Anguilliformes; Anguillidae. The transcript has 2 exons. Gene Ontology annotation, molecular function: ubiquitin protein ligase activity. Gene Ontology annotation, biological process: protein ubiquitination. The record is from RefSeq and is a predicted model, not a curated record.
UGACAGGUGAGAGCUGUCCUACUCUGUUCACUCUCGCCAUAAAACCGCGCUGUGACCAGAGAGGACGGGCUGGUCUUAACCUGCUGAACAGGUACCGCGGCGGUCGGACGAGCGGGGCUAGCAAGCGAGCAGGUGAGCGCGAGCGUCAACAAACAGGAGCGGCGACGUAUUUUAGAACGCUAUUAUGGUUAGCAUGGUGCUAGCAUGUUGCCCACAGUUCACCACACCAGCCAGCUGGGGGCGCUCACUCACUGAAGCCACGACCUGAGAGCUGGGCAUCACCAUGGUGCCGGAUCAGGACCAGGACCAGGACCAGCUGUCCCUCCCCCUGCCACCAGAGGGCGCCCCGGACUUGGAGUGUGCCAUAUGCUUCAGCCAGUUCAACAACGUCUUCCGCACUCCCAAGAUGCUCCAGUGCAAGCACACCUUCUGCCUGGAGUGCCUCGCCCGCAUGAACGUCAAGUCCUCGGAGCCCGACGCCAUCCACUGCCCGCUGUGCCGCGGGGUGACCACCCUGCCCGACCUGGGGCUCCCCAAACUGGAGACCAACCCCACCGUCCUGUCCUACCUGCCCCGGGCCAUGCAGCGUGUCUGCAGCAUCCGGUUCAGCCGCAGCCGGGGCCGGCUGCAGGUCAAAGGGCCCCCCACCGUCAGCGACUCCCUGGACCUGGGGCUCCCCGCCCACUGCCCCGCCUCGGGCGACGCCCCUCAGCCGGGCAGCAUCCUGCCGUGCUCCGGCAAGCCCUUCUGCCACCUCCUCGUUAUGCUCUCCGGCAUCCUGCUGCUGGUGCUGAUCACCUGCAUCAUCAUCAUCAUCCUCAAACCGAAGGCAUGAGGAGACCUCUGCUCAUCUUCAUCUUCAUCAUCAUCAUCAUCAUCCUCAAACCGAAGGCAUGAGGAGACCUCUGCUCAUCUUCAUCUUCAUCAUCAUCAUCGUCAUCCUCAAACCGAAGGCAUGAGGAGACCUCUGCUCAUCUUCAUCCUCAUCAUCAUCAUCGUCGUCAUCCUCAAACCGCAGGCAUGAGACCUCUGCUCACCUUCAUCCUCCUCCUCAUCCUCAAACUGCAUUCAUGAGAGCCCUGCUCACCUUCAUC